CACUCCCUCCUACUUUAAAAAAAGCAACACAUGUCCGAUGUUUCACGGCUUCAGUUACUUUAAUCUAACAUAGUAGAGAAACUGUUUUGGACUAUUUUUUGGUCUAUUUUUUGUGUGGCUUUUAUUUUUUUUGUACCACUUUUUUCUUUUAUUAAACCAGUCCGAUUCAAAUCUUUUAAUAUUAGGAUCCAAAACAAACUCAUUAGGUAGCAGCAGCAGCAGCAGCAGCAGCAGCAGCAACAGCAGCAGCAGCACUAUAUUACUUUUCUUUAUUCCGUCUUUGUUAUCAACAUAAACAUCUACCGAUGGAAAACAAAUCUUCGGUGAUUCAUCAAGCUGUGCUGAUGUUACUCUUCAUCACCUGGUGGGAAAACAUAUACUGCGUCGGAUUGAAGGUGGAUCCUCCUGAGGACAUUGUGGUCGUAGACCCUGGUCAUCUUGGACGUCUUGAGAUCACAUGGAGCCCUCCAUCCAGCCUGAUCAACAUGACCCACUGCCAAAAACUCUAUCAGCUGGAGUAUUUCAACACAUAUCAGGACAGUUGGACUGCUAUCAGGACAACACAGAGGUCAUACAGCGCCCAGUUUGACCAGAUGAAAGACGUCAGAGUGAGGGUGUACACUGUGCUGAGUGGACCCUGCACCAAUGGCACCAUGGUCAAGAGUGAAAGCUACUCUGAACUGGUCCAAAAACCUCCCAGCACAGGUGUUGUGGGUACUGAGGUCAAGGACUUUAUCUGUGUGUUCUACAACAUGGAGAACAUGGAGUGCGAAUGGAAAAGAAACCCAAAGUUGUCAGCCGCCGCGCAGCAAAAUCUAUAUUUCUGGCACAAGAAACUGAAACGAGUGGAGGAAUGCCCAAAGUACAUCAUCUCACGUGGAAUCAGGAUCGGGUGCAACUUCUCAGGAAAAGCUCUCCCUGAAUUCACUGAUAUUAAUCUCUGCUUAAAUGGUUCCUCACCUCACGGGCCACUGAAGCCAACUUUCAUCUCCCUGCAAACCCAAAACCAAGUGAAACCCGGGACCACAGAGAGGCUGCAUCUGCAAACAGGUCCAAACGCACAGCUGGAAAUCCACUGGGAGCGUCCUGCUGGGAAUGUCCCCGCACACUGCCUCGAAUGGGAGGUGGAGCACAAUAAAGAGGAACCUGAUGGAAAAACAGAAUUGCAGAUUCUAACGAAACAAACAAGCCUGAAUCUGCAGCUCGUGCAUGGCUCUGAGAGACACUGCGUCAGGGUCCGGUCCAAAUUGAACAUGUACUGUGCGGACAGCAGCUUCUGGAGUGAAUGGAGUCGUCUGAUUUGCCAUCCAGAAAGAAAGGAACCUGCUCUUGAACCUGAAUGGGACAAGGUACAAGUCUACAUCUGCAUUGCUUUUGCAACUUCUGCCAUAGUAUUGCUGUCUUUGUGUGUGGGGACAAUCCUCAAAACGAGGAGAUCCAGAGAUGAGAAGGGGCCGGGCUCUCGCCACUUCUCGACACUUUGUUUGUGAUCAACUCACUUCCCACUGUGACGAUGUUUACUUUUCUGUUAAAGACUAAGGUGUUGUGUUGUUCAGUACCAACUAUUUUGUGCAGUGUAGAAAUGAAUGUUUACUUGUGCCUCACUCUUGCCAGUUAUUUUAGACAAUAACACUUUUACAUUCCAUAGAAAACAGUACACGUGGAUUGAACAUGUGAAAGAAUUGUUUUGUUGCACUUUGGAAGCCUGUCAGUGUUUUAUUACCGUCAUUAUUUACUAGGAGGUGGUUAUUUUCUUUGAAUGGUAAUUGAAGAAAAAAAAAAAUAGGUUAAUUGGGCAUUUCACUGCCAUAUCACUCAACGGGUUCUCUUCUUCUUCUUCUCCUAUUAAAUCUGUCAGGCUGUACACAAGACGCUAAACACUGCCCUCUACAGCUCAAAGUCCUGAAUGUCCUCGAAGUCUGAACUGACUGAUCUAAGCUCUAAUCAGCCCAUUUUCCUUAAAUGUUAGUGUAACCGAUGUCUAUUGCACAUGAACUGUGGUGAAUGUCAUGUACUUUAUACUUAGCACUUACUUCUAGCUCUUGUUUGUACCCAAUUGUUUAAAUGCACUUAUUGUAAGUCGCUUUGGAUAAAAGCGGCUGCCAAUGAUAAUAAUCGACAACUAUUUUGAAAAUCGAUUUUUCAUGAUUAAAACAAGAUUUCUGAUUG
This is a messenger RNA of Solea solea (common sole), 2169 nucleotides long. RefSeq names its product interleukin 13 receptor, alpha 2 (gene il13ra2). Gene Ontology annotation, molecular function: protein binding; cytokine receptor activity. Gene Ontology annotation, cellular component: external side of plasma membrane. The coding region runs from base 306 to 1490 and encodes 394 amino acids. The record is from RefSeq and is a predicted model, not a curated record. Gene Ontology annotation, biological process: cytokine-mediated signaling pathway. Lineage: Eukaryota; Metazoa; Chordata; Actinopteri; Pleuronectiformes; Soleidae. The transcript is spliced from 9 exons.